Molecule: messenger RNA, 2558 nt
Organism: Xenia sp. Carnegie-2017
Lineage: Eukaryota; Metazoa; Cnidaria; Anthozoa; Malacalcyonacea; Xeniidae
Product: RING finger protein 145-like
Exons: 3
Coding region: 19-1680 (553 amino acids)
Cellular component (GO): endomembrane system; endoplasmic reticulum
Molecular function (GO): ubiquitin protein ligase activity; zinc ion binding
Source: RefSeq, a predicted model, not a curated record
CUUCAAGUAAAUCUAAAAAUGACGGUAAUGGAGGCUUGCAUGAAAGCACUCAGGAAAAUGGUGGAACCUUGUCUAAGAGUGCCUUUUGUGAUCGUAAUUGAUUGGUACUUCGAGAAAUUGGAUUUGAGUAAUCUUGGUUCUGUCUUAAGGUUCUCUCCAGGAUUUCUGAUAUUGCUGCCAUUUCUAUUUUUUGGUACUGUUGGAAAUUAUCUGUUUACAUAUGGGUUUCUAAUAAUCUUCAAUGUUGCUAUUCUUGGUGUUUAUAUCGUUCUUGGUGCAUAUUUACCAUGGCUUGAACUAGAGGAUUUAAUGACUUCGGAUGUGAGGAAAUUUUAUGUGGAUGGCCUUAUGUUUUACCAAUUUUUGAUUUUUAUGAUGGGUUUAAAUAGCAACAGCAUUCACGAACUGCAUUCAGUGUAUAAAACCCUGCUGUUUGCUAUAAUGACUGCCAUUCUUAGUCAUGUUAGCUGGGGUUUUGUGGUUGGUUUUUGGUACUAUCUGGCUUCGGAGAUGUUUGGUGUUCACAAGAAAUUGAAAAUAUCUUUCAAGGAAGCUGUGUAUUUUGUGAAAAAUUUUGGUUAUGUCAGUACAGUUGUGUAUUUUUAUCAAAAUAAAAAAAUCUCAUUGGUAUUGAGACUUUUUUGGUUGGUUGCUAUGGUAGCAAGUUUCAUCUCCCAAAAACAAGCAAAGUUUAAUUUCAUGUGGUUUUUCAUUUGCACUGGUAGUGCGUCAAACUCAAGCUUACGUUUAUUUUCUCUUGCACUAUGGAUACCAGAAAUUUCCUUUUUCAUAUUGUGGUCAUCACAAGCAAUUCUUAAGUGGUCCAUCAAUCACACAGUACAAGAUAUGGACCAAUACAAUAUUGGAAAGGCAUUCAUUUUCUUUUUCAUUGCCAGUUUCAACGCAAUCUUGCAUGUGGAAUUAAUUCAAAGAAUAUUCAUCAUUAGUCUCCUGUUUUUUAUAUGUUUCUCGUACAUAAUGCAAAGUGUUCAUAAACUCUGUGAUGAAACGCUAAUGGGAUUAUCAACAUCUACACAUCCUAACCUCUAUGCACACGUCCGAGCAAUAUUGUUAACGUUAUGUCUGAUCUGGGCUCUUGUGUACGUCAGCUGGAUAUUUUGUUAUCAGUUUCAAUUUCAAACUUGGCAAUUGGUGAUUGUUUCAACAAAUAUUGUCACAUGUGUGCAAACUUUAAGCACUUUGGCAAUAUACGCAUUGUUUAUGUACGACCUCAGGUCUAGGAAUAAUCUUGAAAAUCUUGACGAUUGGGUGUAUUGUCUCAAUGGCAUCUCAAAAUUACUGGAAUUCUUAUCUGCAUUUCUCCUUCUGGGUUUUGGAUUGUGGGAUACUAUUCAAGGAAGCUGGAGUAUUUUUGGUCUGUUGAUAAUCAUAGUUCAUAGCUACCACAAUGUUUGGGUCGCAGGAAUGAAUGGAUGGAAGACAUUUCUCAGUCGACGAAAUGCUAUGAAGAAGUUGAAGCAACUUUCUGAUGCUACAAAGGAUGAAUUAGAAAAUCUUCAAGAUCUUUGUGCUAUAUGUUUUGAAUCCAUGUCAAGUGCCAAGGUUACAGAAUGCGGACAUUACUUUCACGCAAGUUGCUUACAAAAAUGGUUGUAUCGACAGUCUACAUGUCCUCUUUGCCAUAAAGAUAUUUUGCUGAUCAGUAACGAGAAAGAUUGACAACUACUGAAUCACAUACAACGCAUUGCUGCAGUUGGAUGACCAAAGAGAUGAAACUCUUAAUUUGAUCCUAAAGAACCUGUACAUAAGGCCAUCUCUAACAUAGAUCACAUGACAGUGUCAAACGUACAGAUAGUACCAGACUGCGCGUACUUUAUUCACCCAGGAUUGCCUAUAGAUUAUGCAUUCGGGUAGUUAAUAAUAGAUUUUCAAACAGCGGAAGUAGUGCGUAUGCGUCAUAGAUCGCGGUCUGAAGAUGCAUUUGAAAAUUCAACGCGUCAUCGUCAGCGUCAAAAGCUUGGCGAAACAUUGAGCUACCAUUGCGUGCUGCACCUUCAAAAAGAAAUAUCUCUUCAACUCCAAGGGGAAUGGUUGCGUCAUAGAUCACGAUCUGAAGAUGCAGUUCAACUUUCAAACAAAGCAACCCGUCUAGGUCAUCAUCAAAAGUUGUUCAUCCAGUAUACAAGUCACAAAAUGCUUGUCGCUCUACGUCACGGAAAGAACAGUCAAACAUAUAUAUUCACAUUUGGCCAGUGCUUUAAAAUCCACGAUACCAAUAUCCCAUCUUUGUCGCCAAUAUAAUAUCUCAACCUUCUACUUUUCGACACACGGUUGACACGGUCGUAUGUUAUUAGUCUUGUUACAAAUAUGCCGUCUUACAUACAUAGGUGCAGCUAAUCACGUACAUUUAUUACUUCUAGUGUUUAAUGACUGGUCACUACAAAUGUGUUGAUACUAAAUUAAAAAUUGUUUUUCUACUGAAUUCUUUUGCAUUAGAUUGGAAUAAAAUGAUGUUAUUUUUCGCUUACAUUUUUAUGUGGUAUCUAACUGUUGAUGAUAUCAUUUGGCAUUAACAAAAUUAAAAGUUAUAAAAUGAA